AUGUACUCACAUUAUUAUCCGUGCUAACGAAAGUGAGGUGCACAGAGCCAACGUUUUUAAUGCACUGACAUUCAGUUAUAAGGAGCAAUGGUAGUGGAAGAUUGGUGGUCAAGUUCAGCCGUUUUGACAGCAGUCACCUCCACAUUGUUGGAAAAGUGAAGGGAGUUUGGUAUCAUGGAGGCCAGUGGAAGAGGCCAAGUGGAGAGCAGUGCCAAAGCUGGGCCCAGAAUGGAUGUGCAAGUGGAGUGGGGAUGAGAGAGGCUAUUGGGUGGUGCUGACCAAUGGGUGUGCACUCUGGGGGGAGGCUAGGUCUGCUUCAUCCAUCCAAGACAAAGCAGAGGAGUGGGCACCUUGCAUUGAGGCUGAGGUGCAGAAGCUGUCCAAUCUUGUGCUGCAGGACCUGAGUCAGAUGAAUGUGAAGGCUCACUGGCAAGGAAGGGAGCAGGUAGUGCUACAUGUCUCCUCAACACUCAGGGACUUGGCCUACAGAUGGGAGUUUGACUUGAAGCGUCUGUGUGAUGAGUUGUUUCAGCAGCACUGGGUGUUACCACUGAUGGUGCAAAUGCACAGCUUAUCACAAAGGGUGAGGCAGCUGACGGCAGAGGUGGAGGUGAAGGCACGCCAACUCAAGGAUCUGCUUCCUGACAACAGCAAACUUGUGAAGUCCCCAAAAAAGAAAGAAGUGAGGCUGGAUAAGAGUGUGGAGGCAGUGGUGGUGGGGGGAGCCUGGAGUGUGCUGCAAGACCACCUGGAGUCCUCUCCCACCAUCAUGAAGCACCUUGCUGCACACAGCUCAGGAACCACUGCAGGAGAGCCAGAGAAGGCAGGAGACAGAGAAGAAAAAGGACCCACACCUACUGUUACUCCCAUCAAGAGACCAACAGAGGAAGAGUUAGAGGAAGAGAAGCAAAAAAGAGAGAUGUUACAGAGAGCCAAGAUACAAGAAAUCCAGCAGGCUGCAGAUAAACCCAGCAAGCAGACCAAAAAAAAGAAACUGAAACUGUAGCUCACCAAAAUAUCUUUCUACAUUUUGGGUUUGAUAUUUGUACAUGAAGUAUUAACUAAGCUGGUGAAUCUGUGGCUUGUGUUUUUGUGGUUCCAGUUUUCAGAAAGCAGUGAAGAGAAUAGAUUACUUUCUCUGAGUGAAGGUUUCAUACGUAAUUCAUUAUACCCAAAGGCUCAUUAUGACAACAAUUGACUGGCCUUACAUCUAUCCCUUCUUAUAAUGAAAGACUCUUAGAAGUGGGAAAGUUUUAUUGCUAACAUCUUUUUAUUGUAAUAAUCUUUGUUAUAACAUCUUUUAAUGUCAUUGUCUGUUGUGAUAUGUUGUGCUGUUCAGAUGACCAUCUUUUAAUUCUGUAAUCUUUGUUAUGUCAUGCCAUCUUUUAAUUAACUUGUCUGCUUUGAUAUGUUGUGCUGUUCAGAUGACCAUCUUUUAAUGCAGUAAUCCUUGUUAUGUCAUCUUAAUUAAUGUAGUUAUCUGUCAUUAUAUAUUUUUUGGUUGUUGUCUAAGUUAAUAAUUUUAAUGCACAAAUUUUUUUUAUGUGAUCUAAAGUACUUAUCUACCAUUGUAGUGAUGGGACAGUCAAAGGUGACCAUAAAUCACUUGUGCCUUCAUGAUCAUCUUGGCUUCUUUGGUAACUUGUUGAACUUGCUUUUUUACCUUGAGUGUCCUGCCAAGUUUCAGGCUCUAGUAAUGGCCUCCUAUGACCAGUUUACCUCCACCUUCAGAUAGAUUUUUCAAGAUUUCCAUGAUGCUUCACAGGGGAGCAUGAUUCUAGUCUAGUGGCAGCUGUGGCAUUUCAAAAAAGCACAUUGCCUCACAAUCUUGUGAUCCCAUGUGAUGUUGUUCAUGUUGAAUUCUUUUAAUGUAGUAACCUUUGUUAUGUUUUCUUUUAUGUAAUCAUUUGUUGUGAUAUAAUUUUGUGUCCUUCAGCUUUUAUGAUUAUCUUUAAAACAUCAUUUGUGUUAUAUUGUUGUUAAACAUACUUGACAUACCUGUGGUUUUUAGUGAUGACUACAAUAUUGUUAUGCAGUAUUUAUGUUCAUGUCCAUAGAUCAUCUAGCAUUGGACCAGCAUUAGUGUGACAACAACAACUAAGAUGACUUAUCACACGUAACAUUUCUAAAAAAUAUAUAGCACGUGAGGAAAUGAAAUAAAUUAAAGAGAAAUGAAAGGACUGAGGAAUUUAUAAUACAGGAGAUCCUUAUUAUGUGCUUAUUAUUGAUGUGCAGAUUUUGUUUUCCAUGCAUUAAGACUAACUAGAUUUACAUAAUGAGAUCUUUCCCCAAGGAACAGUGAAAAUGUUCCUGCACUACACCUAUAAAAAGCAGACAGUGUACCUGAUUUAGAUACAGCCAUCAACUUGUUCAAAAUAGCCACCUUGUCCAAUGAUGCACUUCUUUCAGUGUUUCUGUUAUGACUAAAAUACUGACUGAAAAUCUUGUUCUUUAAGUUUGUAAAGUACCAUCUGUGAUUUAAAAUGGAUAUUCUUCAUGGUAUCAAAGAUGAACUUUAUCUUGGACUUGUAAUCAAAUAUCUAAUGAUUUUUCAUGUUGGGAUUGACAGGGGUAAUACUGUAAAGAAAUUACCAUAUAUUUUGUAUUAGUUACCAUUUCAUUAAAUGCAUCUUGUAAGA
Scylla paramamosain (green mud crab) is the source of this 2639-nucleotide messenger RNA. RefSeq lists its product as uncharacterized. The record is from RefSeq and is a predicted model, not a curated record. Gene Ontology annotation, molecular function: DNA end binding. The transcript has 7 exons. Gene Ontology annotation, biological process: double-strand break repair via nonhomologous end joining. NCBI's taxonomy places the organism in Eukaryota, Metazoa, Arthropoda, Malacostraca, Decapoda, Portunidae. Bases 233 to 1006 code for a protein of 257 amino acids. Gene Ontology annotation, cellular component: nucleus; DNA ligase IV complex.